Molecule: messenger RNA, 753 nt
Organism: Vicia faba (fava bean)
Lineage: Eukaryota; Viridiplantae; Streptophyta; Magnoliopsida; Fabales; Fabaceae
Source: the annotation of a GenBank genome assembly
AUGGGAGAUUAUCACUUCAUAUACAAGGAUCUUGAUGGAGCUUCCACACAAUGGGACGAUAUUCAAACCAAACUCGGCAAUCUUCCUCCAAAGCCACCCGCUUUUAAACCCCCUUCUUUCACCCCCGCUUCUGAUCCCGAUUCCAUUCCCAAAGAUAAAUCAUGGAUCGAUUCCAAAACCAACGAUGAACUCGAAGACCUCGAAGAUGAUCUCGAUGAUGAUCGUUUCCUCCAAGAGUAUAGGAAGAAGAGGUUAGCUGAGAUACAAGAGGCAGCUAAAGUUUUGAGGUUUGGGUCAGUGACUCCCAUUUCGGGAUCUGAUUUCGUUCGAGAGGUUUCACAAGCUCCGUCUGAUGUUUGGGUGGUUGUCAUUCUUUACAAAGACGGGAUUCCCGAAUGUGGGGUGUUGAUGCAAUGCAUUGAAGAAUUGGCUACAAUGUAUCCUGCAACAAAAUUUGUGAAGAUAAUAUCUACUGAUUGCAUUCCCAACUACCCGGAUAGUAAUCUUCCCACUUUGUUGGUAUACAACAGCGGAGCUGUUAAAGGAAAUUAUGUUGGGAUGAGUAGCUUUGGGCGAAGGUGCACUCCCGAAGGUGUUGCAUUGGUCCUGUGCCAAUCAGAUCCUGUACUUAAUGAUGGCCAUAGCAGAGAUGAGGAAUCAAGACAAGCUGUCAUCGAUGGAGUUCGCAAGAGGUUUAUAGAGAAAAUCGUCGCUGAUCACGAAGAGAAGGACGAUGAUUCGUCAAGUGAUUAG